Messenger RNA from Phragmites australis (common reed), 1570 nucleotides. RefSeq lists its product as uncharacterized. The record is from RefSeq and is a predicted model, not a curated record. NCBI's taxonomy places the organism in Eukaryota, Viridiplantae, Streptophyta, Magnoliopsida, Poales, Poaceae. Gene Ontology annotation, biological process: interstrand cross-link repair. Gene Ontology annotation, cellular component: Fanconi anaemia nuclear complex. The transcript is spliced from 9 exons. Bases 25 to 1392 code for a protein of 455 amino acids.
AAUUGUGAUAAAGGGGCUACGAAAAUGGGGUGGGCGCACCCGGCGGUGGCCAUGGAGGAGGUGCUCGGCCUGGUGCGGGGCUUCGUCGACGUCCUCGUCCUCGCCGGCGGCCGCACCUCGUCCGGAUCCGCUGCCACUUGGAGCUCCGACGAAGUCAAGAAGGCCCUCCGGUGGGCGCUCUUCUUCGAGGAGGUUUUCAAGGACCUGCGUGACUCGGGCCAGUACGAGCAUUCUGCAAAUGAGCUCGAUGCAGCCCUCGUUGAUCUCACUUCAAGUCCGGAGUUCCCAAAGGGUCUUGCUGAUGUACGGUCGGAAACGCUAUCCAUGGCAAGUAUGUUGGUUAUAAGACAUUUUCUGAAACCAAAAACAAUGAGUGUAGAGAAUUUUGGUGCUCUUCUUGAAGCAGUUGUUGAAAUGGAUAUUGAUGGCAUUUGUGCUGGUGGUGUGCACACUGCGUGCCAAGAGUACGUGAAGUCGAUAUUGGAUAUGGAUCUGCCAAGUCUGACACGGACCACGAAUACUUGUGAUGUUGGACUUCCCACCAGUUCUGAUGAACUGUAUGCACAAUCCAUGCCCAUGGGUUAUUCAUGGAUUCUAGUUAAAGAAUUUCUGAAAGGGUUAGAUUCAGCAUCUUGUACUUCUUUGGCUGAGAGAGGACUGGAAAUACUUCUGAACAGUGUGAAAAAGAACAGCUCUGAUGAUGCAAGAAAUAAGCUGUGCGCUCCAUCAAUUCCGAAAACAUCACAAAUGAUUGACGAGUUUGUCCUGUGGAAGCAGUGGAGAGCAAAGUGUCUGUCAUACUUGCUUGAUGAAAGGACCGUUCGGAUUGUGUCUGGAGCUAGAUUGAUCUUUAGAGCUCCCAAAGAGCAGUGGAUGAGAGUGUUUGAACCCUUAAAAGGUUCAACAGAAUCUUGUCAAAGUGAUCUUGUUGAAAUCAUGGAGCUAUGCUUUCUGGGUUUGAUUUCAAGGCGAUGGAGUCCCUUGAUAGAGGGCUUCAUGUCGCACACUUUUGAUUUCAUUCCUAUAUCCAAGCAGUACGCUGAUCUGCACCAGUUGCUUCAGGGAGCUUCUCGGGACAAAUGCCAAGAAAAGCUUAUUGAUUUGGAGGAAAAGGAUAUUCUUGAGUAUGCAAGACAGUCAUUACAGAGUAAACCGUAUAUAUUUUGGCUUCUACCUCCAGUCCUUACUGCCGCCGUGACGCCACCAGGGUCAACUUUGUUCGAGAUAUACCUUGCUGAAAUAGAUAAGCAAUUUCAUGAAGCUGCUCCUGCAAAUCAAAAGUGUAACUGCAGAGGAGAUCAAAUAGAGCAGCAUCAUAGCUGUGAGAUUGCUGAAAGGAUUCAAUGUCUCUACACAUUCCAUAUUCAACAACCUCGUCUAGUGGUUAUGUAGUGGCGUUAAUUAUAUUUUAAGACUUGCUGGAGAUUAGGAAUAUGCACGUCAAUUCUGACUAUUCACUUUUAAGUGAGUAACUGUUUUUCCAAGCUGACUGCAAUCAAUAUUUCACAUGUAUGACAGUGAUUAGAUGAACCCCAAACAGCAGAGAAACAAUAGAAUUCGCCUUUUUGCA